AUGGCUGGACGCCGCUCAAGACGCGCCACUCUUUCCUUCUUCUAUAAACCUAAUAUUCCAAGAAUCACCGCAUUCGCGAAAAGAGCCCUACCGCCGAGGGCGGCCCGCUUGUACGGCCCGCCUGUACGGUCCGCGCCUAGCGCUCUCCGCCCGCUUUUAGUGAUUGCGAUGCGGUCUCACACUUGCGCACUACGUAUUACGACGUUUCACACUCGCAUCCACUGGCUCCUCCGUGGAAACCGCAACGGAUCCGUUGCGCUGGAGUGGACGGCGCCCACCGCGACGCCGACUAGCCAACCUUGCGGUGGCCAACGCUGGUUUUGGGCCAGAGGAUCCGGGAUCCGCGGGCGAUGCCCGACGUACGGCGUGAGAAAUCCGCGACGCGACACGACGCGACGCGCGCCGCGCUGCGGCGUGUUCUGGGGCAACCGCGCGGCCAGAAUGCAGGUCAAACGCCGAGUGUGCAUUGUGCGCGAGGCGGGUGUACGGAUGUGCGUAUUUGGGGGGCCGGAAACGGGUGCAGUUACCAGGGGCGGCGGAGACAAGCGGAGGCAGCGGAUAUGGGCGGAGACAGCGGCCCGGCGGCACCGAGCGCUGCCGGAGAUUGGAGUUGGAGCCGGCGCUUGGCGCCGGCUCCGCCAGAGGAUCCGAGGUUCCGGGGUCCCGCGCGAGCGCGGGCGUGCCCCGGGGCUGCGAGCAGCUGGAGAAUGGCACGGCGGCGGCGGCGAAGACCGCCGCGACGCACGUACGUCAUGGCGGGGAACAGGUCGUCGCGCACGGCGCGCAGCGGCCGUGCGGCGCUAG
Messenger RNA from Lachancea fermentati, 804 nucleotides. NCBI's taxonomy places the organism in Eukaryota, Fungi, Ascomycota, Saccharomycetes, Saccharomycetales, Saccharomycetaceae. The record is from the annotation of a GenBank genome assembly.